Molecule: messenger RNA, 1973 nt
Organism: Penaeus monodon (black tiger shrimp)
Lineage: Eukaryota; Metazoa; Arthropoda; Malacostraca; Decapoda; Penaeidae
Product: arrestin homolog
Exons: 6
Coding region: 83-1213 (376 amino acids)
Biological process (GO): signal transduction; G protein-coupled receptor internalization
Cellular component (GO): cytoplasm
Molecular function (GO): G protein-coupled receptor binding
Source: RefSeq, a predicted model, not a curated record
GAAGCUCCGCAAAGACUCUCAGCGAUUCCCAUUUCUCCUCGAGUCACCGUUUCGUCUGCUGCUCUCCCUUGGCUCUUCCAAGAUGGUCGUCCAGUUCAAAGUGUUCAAGAAGGCAGCUCCCAAUGGAAAGCUGACCAUCUACCUCGGACGCCGUGACUUCGUGGAUCAUGUGUCUGCCGUCGACCCUGUUGAUGGUGUACUGGUGGUGGAUCCCUCGUACCUCCAGGGACGCAAGGUGUUCGGACAGCUGGUGUGCAGCUUCAGGUAUGGUCGCGAGGAGGAUGAGGUCAUGGGACUGAACUUCCAGAAGGACCUGUUCCUUGCCUCCGAGCAGAUUUAUCCUCCCAAGGACGUUGAGCCUACCAAGCUGCAGGAGCGACUCAUAAAGAAGCUCGGAGGUAGCGCAUAUCCUUUUACCUUCAAGAUGCCCGAUCAGGCCCCGCCCUCCGUCACCAUCCAGCCCGGCCGUGAGGACGAGGGAAAGCCCUGCGGCGUCGAGUACUACAUUAAGGUGUACGUCGGAGAGAACGAAGAUGACCGAAACCAUAAGAGGUCCACAAUCCAGCUGAAUAUCCGAAGGAUUCAGUUCGCUCCCAGCAAGACCGGCCGCCAACCCUGCACCAUCGUCCGGAAGGACUUCAUGCUGAGUCCCGGGGAACUCGAACUGGAGGUGACGCUCGACAAGCAGCUCUAUUAUCAUGGAGAGAAAAUCGCUAUCAACGUCACCAUUAAGAACAACAGUAAUAAAACCGUCAAGAAAAUCAAGGCCGCUGUCCAGCAGUCUGUUGAUAUCUGUCUGUUCUCAGGCGGCCAGUUCAAGAGCACCGUGGCCAGCGUAGAGACGCAGGAGGGCUGCCCUGUGUCUCCUGGCUCCGCCCUGCAGAAGUGCAUGUAUCUCACCCCAGUUCUUAGCAGCAACAUGGAUCGCCGAGGCAUCGCCCUGGACGGACACCUGAAGAACAUUCACACCAACCUAGCGUCCAGCACCCUGUUGGCAAACCCCGAGAACCGAGAUAUGUUCGGAAUGGUAAUCUCCUACACCGUGAAGGUGAAGCUGUACCUCGGCGCCAUGGGCGGGGAAGUCACCGCCGAGCUGCCCUUCGUCCUCAUGCACCCCAAGCCCGACCUGCGCCGCAUGAUGCGCGCCGACAGCCAGGCGCAGGUGGAGGCCUUCCGCUCUGAGAGCAUCGCCGCCUCCGUCGACAUGGACUAAGUCUAUUCCCUGAACUCGAUGACGUAAUCAACCGGACUUCGAACCUCGAUACUGAUUUUUCUUUCUCUUCAAGAUUCGUUUACUAGUAUCGUUCAUAUCACCAAAUAUAUUUUCCUCUUUACAGAAAUACCUUCCUUACAAUGUUAAUCGCUACGUUCAAUUGAUCAUCUAAGUCAUCGACUGAAAAUAAGAACGAGUUUUCGGAAAUAACCUAUAUUUUUAUAUGUGUGUGUAUAUCUCCAGUGAAGCCAUCAGGACUACUGUGAUGCUUUGAAAGAGAGAAUGUGGAAGUGGAAUCCACAACUCUCAGGAAAAGGACCAUUGAUAUAAAGUGAGUACGGAAAGGACCAUUGAUAUAAAGAUUAUGUUUUAAUGAAAACGAGAAAAAGUAACUACAGAGAGAGUUAAGUGAAAAGCGGCGUCCACUGUAACAAAAGAAUCGAAGAGAUCAUCGUACUUAGAGCUAUUUAAAAAAUGUGUUAUGUCAGCUGCUGUUUUUAUGUGAUUAAUUCUCUAUGAUUGUAUUUUGUUAUUUGUUAUAUUUUUCAUCAUCAAUAUCGCUGUCACCAGUUUAAUCAAGAAAACAAACGCAAUGAUAAUUCCACGGAUGAUGGCUCUGAUAUAGUAUUUGCAAAAUCAUUAUUAUAGCUGAAAUUCCUUUUUGGUGUCAUCUAUACCUUUUCAGUUGAGACUACUUUCAAACAGAUUGUUUUUAUUUUUUUCUCACUUCUUUCCAGAGCAAAUAAAACUAACAAAUAAA